Sordaria macrospora k-hell is the source of this 2226-nucleotide messenger RNA. RefSeq lists its product as uncharacterized. The record is from RefSeq and is a predicted model, not a curated record. Gene Ontology annotation, cellular component: nucleus. Lineage: Eukaryota; Fungi; Ascomycota; Sordariomycetes; Sordariales; Sordariaceae.
AUGCCACCAGGAAAGAAGUCCAAAAAGCCCAAGCAACAAACCUUGGAGGCUGCCUUAGGCCAACCAAGAGUCAAGCCGCCCACCAUCACGAAUCACUCAACUCGCAACAGUGCCAGUAAGAAAGACGACACAUCAAAGAAUCCAGCGGCCGGCAGCAGCUCCCCAGCCGCAGCAUUCACCACCAUGGCGACUACAAUGACGCCUACACGAGCGCGACAUCGGGAGCGCGAGGACAUAUCCCCCGACCGACAGCUCCCUGCCUCCUCAGCAGUCUUCAUCCCCAAGAUCUCCACAGCCGAGGCCAAGAAGCGGACCAUCGUCAUCGACGACUCGGACUCGGCUCCCGAGGCCGAAGAUCACGGUGGGGCGGCGGCAUUUGAGUAUGACGAAUUACCAGUCUUUUCCUCGCAGACUGCGGUGACGGUUACUCAUAACCCCCGCGCUACUACUGGUGGCCGUGGUCGUGGUCAAAAGGGAAAGGAGGUUAUUGUGCUGAGUGAGGUGGAUGAGGAUGCGGACGAGGACGAUGAUGACGAUAUGCCGGUGGCGACUCAACGUACUAGAGGUGUGAAAAGGCAGGUGGCUGUCUUGUCGGACGUUGAGGGGGAUGGUGAUGAAGAGAGCCUUGAGGGGAAGGGCAAGGCUGGAUGCGAGGGCGGAGGCGAGGAAGAUGACGACUCGGGCUCUGAUCGGAUUUUGUCGUCGGCAAUUAGGAGAAGGGCAACAAGACGCAGUGGAGAGAAGUUGGAGUCCAGUCCGGCUAAGAAAAGACGGCUGAUUAGGAGGGGGAAUCCAUCUUCGGCGAGCUCUGCUAAGGAGGAAGAGGACUCGGAUGAUGAUUCGGAGGCAAAGAAAGACGAGGAUGAGAAGACUGGUCGUUUGCGAAAGGGCCCUAACUCAUCUGUCGCCACUUCCUCAUCAGAAUUACGAACCGUUAGAGCCAAGCAUCGUGUCAAAAAGCCUAUGACGGAGAAGGAAAAGGCGAGAGAGCUACUGAGGCGCAAGCGGGCGGGUGAGCCUAUCGACGAUCUGGAGAACGAGGAGGAAGAUGACGAGUCGGAAGUCGAGCUCCCUAAGAGGGGCUACUACGACACCGACUCUGAUAAUCCAGCUCUCUCAGAGUUUGAUGAUGAGGAGACCGAUGAGGGUGAGAACAUCAAAGAGGAAGAGGAGGAAAAGAAGGGGGAAGGGAAGAAAAAGCACAAGAAGACCAAGAAGGAUAAGAAGGAAAAGAAGCGAAGAGAGAUCUCGCCCGACUCGGAGGAUACUGGAGACAAUGAAGACGAGCGGAAGGGCAACGUGGGUGGCUCCUAUGAGGACGAGGAGAUGGAGGAUUUUAUCGCCGAAGAUGAUUCCGACGCCCCUAUUGGCGCACCUGAUGAGAUCGGUAUCCCGCUCGAGUUCACAAGACACGCGCAUAAACCUCUAAAGGAGCACUUCCGCGAUGUCGUUGAGUGGCUAGUCUAUUACAAGAUCCACCCCAAGUUCCCGGAGAAAACCGCCGCACUAUACAGGCUGGGCUGGCGGAAACUGGACGACGAAGUCCGUGGCCUGGCCCAGAGCAAGUUCGCUUCGUCGGCCUGGAAGACGGACUUCUAUAUGGCGUUGAGGGCCCGACCGUAUUACACUAGCGGCGAGUCGCACGAGCUGAGCAUAUGCUUUCCCAACUGCGCGGCGUGCGGAAGGAGUGGACAUCCUGCCAAAUACGAAAUCACAUUCUCCGGCGCUCCCUACUACAAAGAUUUCUCCCACCCAAAAUUCCUCGAACCUGUCCCUAAUAACAACAACAAUUCACCCUCCUCGUCCCCAUCCCCUGAGGAUGAAGAAGGCCAAGGUGACCCCGACGAAUAUGACGCCGACGGUAAUACUAUUCCCGCCGCCUCUCGCACUUGGAAAAUCGGCUCAGUAUGCCACUCCAACGCCGAGACAGCCCAUAACCUGCUUCACUGGCAAUACGCCCUGUUGGACUGGGUUGACACUCGCUUAUCCGAGGACGGACACCUAACCGCUGCUGCUGCCAUCGGCAAGAAGCGUGAAGGAGAGACCAAGGAGCAGCGCAAAAAGAGGGAGAAGAAGAAAAAGUACAAGUUGGUGGCCAAAGUGGUGAGCGAGUGGGAGGCCAACGGCACAGUCAAGGCGCUGUUUAGGGAGUUCAAGAGUAUGUUGGAGGGGGCGAGGAACAAGAGCACGGCAGGGCCGAGGGUGCAGAAGGGGUGGGCGAGGUGA